Messenger RNA from Fomitiporia mediterranea MF3/22, 771 nucleotides. RefSeq lists its product as uncharacterized. NCBI's taxonomy places the organism in Eukaryota, Fungi, Basidiomycota, Agaricomycetes, Hymenochaetales, Hymenochaetaceae. The transcript has 3 exons. The record is from RefSeq and is a predicted model, not a curated record. The coding region runs from base 1 to 771 and encodes 256 amino acids.
AUGUUUGAAAGUGGAGAAAGGCAUACGCUUAGACAUACUAAACACGCGGACUUAAGACCGACGCAUCUACGAGCUCCAACAGAUCGGUCCAGCAAGAGACCGUCUUUAGAAGAAGUUAGAGGGAAAAAUCAAAGCCGAGUUUUUAUCACUCCCCGACCGGACGAUGGACCAUCUUGGUCGGGACGGGACCCACUUACGCCUUAUGGUCCAGAUGAUGAAGUUAUUGAACUCAUGGCUCUAUUGUUUCCGGGUGAGUUUACGAAGCAAUGGGAACAACUUAAGUCGUUCGAACAUGUGAAAGAAGCAGCGUGGCCUGAGGAUGCUAAGAAGUGGAUGUACCAAGAGAUCCCCAAAAACUUUCGAGCUAGAGCGUACAGUGCGUUAUCACCAUUAUCACCACUCCAUUAUCACCACUCUCUUCGUGACAAUGCUACUAAACUGACUAUGUCGCACGAAGAUCUCAUGAUCUCUGGGGAAUAUCUACUUGCAUUAUUCCAAAGUAGGGAUGACCGAGAGUGCUGGAGGCUCUAUCAGUUUAAAAUUGAUGCGGAAGUUUGCUGGCAGAAUAAAUCAUUCGACGAUCUCUGGGCCGACUUCAUAGCAGAAGAAGGCCUUUGGGAAUUGGACCUCCAAUGGAAAGGCCCAGAAGACUAUCGGAACCCAAUUACCAGUAGAGUCCAAGCGGAAGUCUUCAGACGUUUCUCGACUUUGAAACACAAACCUGCAACUCACGCACGCCCUCACCACCGGUCGCAUAUGCGGAUCCGUUGA